Polypterus senegalus (gray bichir) is the source of this 1229-nucleotide messenger RNA. RefSeq names its product phosphopantothenoylcysteine synthetase (gene ppcs). Gene Ontology annotation, cellular component: cytoplasm; nucleus. Gene Ontology annotation, biological process: coenzyme A biosynthetic process. The transcript has 4 exons. Bases 129 to 1118 code for a protein of 329 amino acids. Lineage: Eukaryota; Metazoa; Chordata; Cladistia; Polypteriformes; Polypteridae. Gene Ontology annotation, molecular function: phosphopantothenate--cysteine ligase activity. The record is from RefSeq and is a predicted model, not a curated record.
UGCCUAGGGUCUCCAUGGAAAUGUGAACGCGCUCCUUGGUAUAGAAGCGAGCCGCGAUGUCCUAUUUCAUGGUGGUCCAUAUCGUCAACAUGCAAAUGAAAUUUGGCUUGCAUGCUAGGAGGUAGACCAUGGAGGAUUCUGGGCUUCCAUUAUCACCAACAGUUGCGUUUGCAACUAACAGGAUGGCUACAGAAUUUGCUAUCCCAUCCCAGGUGGAAUCUGCAGCCACAAAGAUGUCAGAAUUUGUGCAAUUUCACAGUUCAGCAGGACGGAGAGUAGUUCUGGUGACUUCAGGGGGCACAAAAGUUCCAUUGGAAUCGAAGACAGUCAGAUUCCUGGACAAUUUUAGCAGUGGUCGUCGAGGAGCCUGCUCAGCAGAGUACUUCCUUGCCUCAGGUUAUGCAGUGAUUUUCCUUCACCGCCAUCGCUCGCUGUAUCCCUUUGUCAGGAAAUAUGCCGGAGUGAAUCUUCUUGAUGCCCUGCAGACCACAUCAGAAGGCGGCUCUGUGACUGUCCGUGUGGAGGUUGACCAGAAAGCCUUACCCAACAUCAUCCAUGUGCUGCACUGCUAUCAGGCUGUGAAGAAGGACAGACUUUUGCUGUCUGUUGAGUUUAACACGCUUUCUGAGUACCUGCAUCUGUUGAAAGCAGCAGCACAAACACUCAGCCCAUUAGGGUCCAAAGCCAUGUUUUAUCUUGCAGCAGCAGUGUCUGAUUUCUACAUUCCUGCAUCUGAAAUGCCUGAGCAUAAAAUACAGUCGUCUAAUGGGCCUUUGCAGAUUACAAUGAAGAUGGUCCCCAAGAUGCUGUCUCCCCUCGUGAAGGAAUGGGCACCACAAGCAUUUGUCAUUUCCUUUAAACUUGAAACAGACCCCUCUAUCCUCGUGGACCGAGCACGCAAAGCCUUGGAUACUUACCGUCAUCAGGUUGUAGUGGCCAAUGUCCUGGACACGCGGCGAGGUUGUGUGGUGAUUGUGACGAAGGACUCCCAGACUGAAAUGGUGCUUUCCGAUGAAGAGAUUCUGAAGGAGGUGGAGAUUGAAGAAAAGAUAGUAUGCAACUUAUCCGCAGCCCACAGCAACUUUAUAGAGCAGCAGAGGAUUAUGACAGACCAGUGAAGUCAAAGGUUUCUGAGCUGCAGCAGCCUAUUUAAGUGGCCACAAGAUGAUGAAUACAAAGAUGUAUUAUAAAAUCAAAAUAUGGAAAUAAAGCUGAUCAUGAGCAAUCAA